This is a messenger RNA of Oryza sativa Japonica Group (Japanese rice), 1450 nucleotides long. Its product is annotated as flavonoid O-methyltransferase-like protein Os11g0303600. NCBI's taxonomy places the organism in Eukaryota, Viridiplantae, Streptophyta, Magnoliopsida, Poales, Poaceae. Gene Ontology annotation, biological process: methylation. The record is from RefSeq and is a predicted model, not a curated record. Gene Ontology annotation, molecular function: S-adenosylmethionine-dependent methyltransferase activity; O-methyltransferase activity; protein dimerization activity.
UAUUUGCUGAUUGGUAUGCAUAGAGUAUGUAUGGAAACCUUGUGUGUAUAGGAUAUGUUCCCUACUUCUAAUUGUUAAGUAGAUGGUCGUUGUCAUUGAUUCUUAUGCUUGUAUUUGACUAUUCAUCUUAUUUUCAAAGAAAAUUAUAAUUAUAAUUAUUUUUAUUUGGUUUUGUCAUUAAUAAAGAUAAUUUAGAACCACUUUUAUUUUUAUAUUUGCAUAAAAAUUAUAAUAUGAUAAAUGAUAAGUAUAUCCUAAAGCCAAUAGCGUCCCCUAUUAAAAACCGAAAGGAUUACUAUUUAUAACCCUCGUAAUCGCGCCAGAGUCAGACAGACGAUCGAUAGGAAGUAAUGCAAUCAUUUCCAUCGUUCAAGCUCAGAGAAGAAGUCGAGCAGACAGAAAUGGCAGCAUCCGAUCAGGCUCCAAGCAUGUUGGUCCCGACCGACGACGAGAUGCUGCAAACGCAGGCCGAGCUGUGGCGCCACACCCUCUCCUACCUCACCUCCAUGACUCUCCGGUGCGCCGUCCACCUCGGCAUCCCCACCGCCAUCCACCGCCACGGCGGCGCCGCCUCGCUGCCCGACCUCGUCACCGCGCUGUCCCUCCCCACGGCCAAGCUCCCCUUCCUCCGCCGCCUCAUGCGGCUGCUGGUCCACUCCGGCAUCUUCGCCUCCGACGAUGCAGGGACGACGUACCGUCUCACCCCGGUCUCCUUCUUCCUCGUGGACGGCGCCGCCGCCGCCGUGCCCGUCGUCGACGGCCACCUCAGCCAGGUGCCCCACGUGCUCGCCUCGACGUCGAGGCACUGCCUCGACACCGUGGCGGGGCUCGCCGGCUGGUUCAGGGAGGACUUCCCGGCUCCGUCGCCGCCGUCGCCGUUCGAGCACGUCCACGGCGUGACACCUCUCGAGAGCACAGCGAGGCUUGGCCCGGAGGAUGCGGCGCUGUUCCAGGAAGGCCUGAGGGUGUACGACGCCUCCGGGUUCGCCGUGGUUCUCCGGGAGUGCCGCGACGUGUUCGACGGCGUCGAGUCGCUGACCGACUGCGGCGGCGGCGACGGCACGGCGGCGAGGGCCAUCGCCGAGGCCUUCCCGCACGUCAAGUGCUGGACCUCGCCCGUGUGGUCGGCGACGUCCCGGCCGACGGUGUUGUUGAGUACGUGGCAGGUGACAUGUUCGACUUCAUCCCACCGAGUCAAGCAAGGUAAUUAAUUAAUUAAUUAACAACAUGAGUGAGUAAUUCGUAAUCCAUUUUGUAUAUAUAUCUUACACGAAAAGAAACCUGCACUAGUUCUGAAUCGGUGAAACCUUUAAUUUAAUCUGAACACAUGAAAGUUUUUAAUAUAACUUGAGGCGAACGCGUGCUUCGCACGCUGCACCAGUGGUGCCAUUUAGGAGAAUCAGUGAUUACAUAAGUUGAGGUAGGCAGUUGAAACAAUGUUCUUUGUAAG